AGUGAAAUAAUGAGGAGGGGAAUGAUGAAUUGGAAUGUAGGAAUUGGGUUUCAUGAGUGUCUGAAAGAACUUAGCAGUUAAAAAAGGGCCACCAAAUCUGGCCAGUCAAAGCCCACAACAGUGAAAAAAAAAAAGAAAAAGAAAGAGGUAAGCUGAGGGGGGAGAGAGAGAGAGAGGAAACAGGGGAGAUGAUUUUGACAUGGGCAGGUUGGGAUUUCAAUAUUUUUUGUUGGGUUUCAUUCCAUGCCAAAAACAGUGAAAACCCCAUGAAAGUGUAGGACUUUUUUUUUUGCAGGUCACCUUCUUUCUUGAAUCAAAGAUAGCCCCUUUCUUUUUUCCUAUUUUUUUAUUUUUGUGCCUGUUCUGCUCAUGGAUCCCAAGGGUUCAAAGCAGCAGCCACAAGAGGUCCCCAACUUCUUGAGCCUCCCACAACCCAACAUGGGCGAGAACAAGCCAGCAGAAAUCAAAGACUUCCAGAUUGUGAUUGCAGACAAGGAAGAGGGCAAGAAGCAGUUGGCCCCAAAGAGAAGCUCAAACAAGGACAGGCAUACGAAGGUGGAAGGCAGGGGAAGAAGGAUAAGGAUGCCUGCUCUGUGCGCAGCCAGAAUCUUCCAAUUGACCAGAGAGUUGGGUCACAAAUCUGAUGGCGAAACCAUUCAGUGGUUGCUGCAGCAGGCGGAACCCUCGAUUCUCGCCGCCACCGGCACCGGGACGAUUCCGGCGUCGGCCCUGGCCGCGGCGGGAGGCUCUGUUUCGCAGCAGGGGAGCUCUGUUUCAGUGGGAUUGCAUCAAAAGAUUGAGGAAUUAGGGGGGUCCAGUAUAGGGUCAGGGAGUAGGACCAGUUGGGCAAUGGUGGGUGGGAAUUUGGGAAGACCCCAUAUGGCCACAGGGCUAUGGGGUCCUCCUGUAAGUGGGUAUGGGUUUGGGUCAUCAUCUGCUGCUCCAUCAGCAGCAAGUUUGGGCAGCGAAAGUUCCAAUUAUCUGCAGAAAAUUGGGUACCCUGGCUUUGACUUGGCUGCAACCAACAUGGGUCCUAUGAGCUUUACCUCAAUUUUGGGUGGGAGUGGGCAUCAGCUGCCUGGUUUGGAGCUAGGGCUCUCUCAGGAUGGGCAUAUUGGGGUUUUGAACCAGCAGGCGUUGAGCCAGAUUUAUCAGCAGAUGGGGCAGGGCAGAAUGCACCAGCAACAGCAGCAGCAGCAGCAUCAGCAGCAGCAGCAGCCUCCUGCUAAGGAUGAUUCUCAAGGGUCUGGACAGUAGUAUAUUUGGAGAUUAUAGGGUUUCUGGAAUGAGGAGGAUUUGGGUGGAGGAGCAGGAAAGGAGGUAGCAUUGGUGAGAAGCUGAGUUUUUCUUUUAAUGGUUUCUGUACUACUGUAUAAUUGCAGAAUGUGAGGGAAGAGAUUACUGGGCAUUCAGUAAGAACUAGGUUUGGUUUGCCUAAUUGCCUCUUCUUUUUGUUUCCUCCACUGCUUCACCCAAGUCUCCAAAUACAGGUGGAACUCAGCAGAGCCAAAUAGCUUGGGUUUGGGCUUAACUUCUUGUUUAUUUCAGAGGUGUGUUGAUUUAUAGUAUAAGGCAUCUUUAAUUAUUUUGUUCUUCUUAGGUCUGAAUGGAAUGGUGAUAAGCUUGUUUUUGAAAUAAAUAUAGAGUUUCACAGUUA
Malania oleifera is the source of this 1657-nucleotide messenger RNA. Its product is annotated as transcription factor TCP20. Gene Ontology annotation, cellular component: nucleus. Bases 370 to 1257 code for a protein of 295 amino acids. Gene Ontology annotation, molecular function: DNA-binding transcription factor activity; sequence-specific DNA binding. The record is from RefSeq and is a predicted model, not a curated record. NCBI's taxonomy places the organism in Eukaryota, Viridiplantae, Streptophyta, Magnoliopsida, Santalales, Ximeniaceae. The transcript is spliced from 2 exons.